Verticillium alfalfae VaMs.102 is the source of this 1547-nucleotide messenger RNA. Its product is annotated as carboxypeptidase. The transcript is spliced from 2 exons. Gene Ontology annotation, biological process: proteolysis. Bases 75 to 1547 code for a protein of 490 amino acids. Gene Ontology annotation, molecular function: zinc ion binding; metallocarboxypeptidase activity. The record is from RefSeq and is a predicted model, not a curated record. Lineage: Eukaryota; Fungi; Ascomycota; Sordariomycetes; Glomerellales; Plectosphaerellaceae.
GACGGCGAGCCUCCGUGAUAGACAAGUAACAUUUAAGUGGAUUUGAGUCUUCUGUUCAGAAGUCGAAUCUCGCCAUGCGGACUUCCACCCUUGCUGGCCUGUUCGGGCUCCUCUCCUUCGCCGAUGCUGCCAGGUACGGCUACAACCAUGUUGCUGUUCGCCAGGACUCCGAUAUCGUAGCUGCAAACUUCAAGGAUAUCGAUAUUUCUCUCCACUCGCCCGCGUUCCUUAACCCCGGGAGUCGUCUCGAAGGGUUCUCAAGGGGUUCUGAGGGCCCAACUUCCCACGAGGCCAUGGUGCUGCUGAGAAGGUUCGCAUUUGGGUUCAGGCGCAGCCAUGGGAAUGAACCAGCUGGAGAUGAGGCUCUUCUUGCUCUCCUUGGCAAAUUCGAUAACGACCCCGAAUGGGCCGCAGGCAUACUCGAGAAGGUUGAUAUCGUCAUCCUCCCGCGAUACAACCCUGACGGAGUCUAUUACUUCCAACGCGCUCUCGCAACAAAUUUUGAUCCUAACCGUGACCAUAUCAAACAAAACCGUCAGCAGACGCGCAAUAUUAAAGCCUUGCUGGCUGAAUACAACCCACACGUCAUCAUUGAUAUGCACGAGUAUGGAGCUACCACUCAGUACGGCCGGUACUAUCACGGAUCUGACGGCCUUUUCUCCGCUGCUAAAAACCUCAACAUCAACAAGAGCAUUCGCUCUUUGUCCGAGGAAGUCUUCGCCAAGAACAUCGGCAAUGAUAUGGAGGACGCUGGUCUACGGUGGGAGCCCUAUGUCACUGGGCCUUCAAGCCGUGAUCUCGACUUUGAGAUUAGCUUUACCGAGGCUGGUACUGAUGCCAAGAUUGGGCGCAACGCCAUGGGCCUUACUCAGUCUGUGACGUUCCUCAUCGAGAUGCGUGGCAUAUUCCUCGCCGAUCAGGAAUUCCAACGUCGUACAGCUGCCGGCCUCACCAUGGCAGGCAGCAUUAUUCAGACGGCAGCUGACAAUGCCAACAAAGUCUAUGAGACGGUCGAGGGUGGUCGUGCUGCCUUCAUCUCUGGCUCGGACGACAUCAUUCUCACCGACAGCACCACGACUGGGAAUCGCGAAUUCAACAUGGUCGACCACACCACUGGCGAGAUUGUUCAGGUGCCCAUCCAGUUCGUCUCCAACACUCCGGCGCAUGCCAAUCUCACUCGCUCUCGUCCCGAAGCCUACCUCAUACCGGUUGCAUGGGCGGAUCUUGCUGCUCGACUCGUUGAUGCAGGCCUAGAAGUAGAGACACUUACUGAGUCGUGGACCGGAGCUGUCGAGGCAUUGCAGAUCGAAUCUUCGCAAUUCGAAUCCGGUUACUAUGAGGGCGCCGUCCGUGCCACCGUCACGACUAGCACAAGUGAGAGAGAGCUGACGCUGCCAGCCGGCAGCUUCCGUGUCAGCACUCGGCAGAAGAACGCUGCUCUUGCUUUUGUUGCGUUGGAGCCGGAGAACAUCGACUCCUACGUCAGUUUCAAUGUUGUGCCGGUUGAAAGGGGGGACGAGUACCCUAUAUUUAGGGUUGUGUCAUAA